UGUCCUUGCAUGUGUAAGCUUGACACAGCUGGGGCUCGAUAGCUACACCGUUGUCCUGCGUUGAUAAACGGAAACAACAAUAAAGGGCACACACUCGGUGGAAAACAUGGAGGAGAAAGUGGAGACCGUCGGUGUCAAACGCACCAGUUCGGAGCAGAGGAAGCUGCGUUCUCGUGAUGCGGCCCGAUGUAGGCGGAGUCAGGAGACAGAGGUGUUCUAUGAGCUGUCCAGCACUCUGCCGCUCCCCCGUCGAGUCUGCACCCACCUGGACAAAUCCGCCAUCAUGAGGGUCGCCCUCAGCUUCCUGCGAAUGCACCACUUCCUUCUCCAACCCGGUGAGAAGCAGAGCGAGGAGUCUGACGAAAAGAAGCAAGAGGAGGAGGAGAAGGAGGAGAAGGAGAAUGAGGAGGAUGAAGAGGAUCCAAUGGAUUCCUUCUAUCCGCAGGCACUGGCCGGCUUCAUCAUGGUGAUGACCGAGGAGGGAGACAUGAUCUACCUGACUGAAAACGUCAGCACUCACAUCGGCAUCCCACAGCUGGAGCUGCUGGGUCAGAGUAUCUAUGACUUUGUCCAUCCCUGCGAUCAGGAGGAGCUCAGAGACUUGCUAAAUCCACGUCCAGGUUCCAGUAAGAAGCCGUUGGCUAGACAGCCGAGCGAGAGGAACUUCUUCCUGCGGAUGAAGAGCACUCUGACCAGCAGGGGGCGCACCGUCAACAUUAAGUCGGCUGCCUGGAAGGUUCUCCACUGUACGGGUCACAUCCGUCAGCCGGGUGGAGGCUCGGCGGCGCCUCCUGUGGGCGGAGUGAUGACUCUCCUGUGUGAGCCCAUCCCUCACCCGUCCAGCGUGGAGUUCCCCUUGGACACGCGCACCUUCCUAACCCGCCACAGCAUGGACCUGCAAUUCACACACUGCGAGGGCAGGGUGACAGAGUUGGUGGGAUACAAACCUGAAGAUCUGAUUGGCCGCUCGGCCUACGAGUAUCAUCACGCCCUCGACUCCGAUCACGUCAACAAGAGUCUGCACACACUGCUGUCCAAAGGUCAAGUGAGCACCAGACACUAUCGUUUCCUGGCUAACGGCGGCGGCUUUGUGUGGGCGGAGACUCAGGCGACCGUCCUCUACAGCAGCAAGACAUCGCAGCCAGAGGCCGUCGUCUGCCUCAACUAUAUCCUCAGUGGCGUGGAGCAGCCGGACCUCGUCUUCUCUGCCGAACAGACUCGUUGUGGCCGGCCGCCUAAAUCCGAGCUCUGCACGCCGGCGGACGCACCGGAGGAUUGCGGGACUUCCGACAUUGCUGACCCUGAGAGUGCGUCUCUCGCCAUCUCCAGUCAGACUGAGGACGUAGAUCUGAAUCCCGGCAGCGCUGCCGAGCUUGUUUUCAAACUGAAGAAGGAGUCAGAGGAUGUUCUCCAGUUGGCUACUGAGGUCGGAAACCCCAUCGGCCCGCUGACGGGAGAUUUUGUGGGGCUGUCGUUCUCCAGUCCGCCCAGUCCAAACUCACUGCCGGACCACCCUCAGGACCUGUGCACCUCACAGCUGCGACAGCUCCUCUUGCCUAUCUUCAGCCCAAUGACGCCACCUUCAUCCUCGUCAUCAUCACCGGCCUCCCCACUUGAUGUUGAGUCGAUCUCCUGUGAGGAGGAGGUGACGGACACGAGCGAGGUGGAGAGGUUCUUUGCUGUUUGGCCAGAAAAUGGUCAGAAGAAAGUGGAACCAAUGGCGAUGGAGGUGAUGGAUCUGGAAAUGUUGGCUCCUUAUAUCUCCAUGGACGACGACUUCCAACUGACCGUCCACAGCAGUUUCCCGGAGGACUUGGACAAACCUCCGUCAUCUCCGUCCGAGUCCUCUGUUGUGACAAUGGCCGCCACAUUGAGCAGGAAACGGGCUCACGACCCAGAUGAGGAGAUGCUGUCCCAGCUGAUGAUUCAGGACAAGAGACAGAAACAAGACCCGCCCUCAAUAGAAGAGGAACUUCUUCUCAACCACAGACUUCUGAGCUGUCUGGAGGAAACCGACCAAUCAGAUUUGUACCUGAGCCCUGUUGCUGAAGGGCGAAGUCAGCUGCUCACAGACAGGGACCCUAUUUUAGGAGGCACACAGAGACCUGUUUCUCCAGCUCUGAUGAGGGACAUAUUCCCACCUCGUUGACCUGACCUUUUGCCGCCUCCUACGCCCAUGACUUGACAGAGACGAUCAAGAGUCACUGAGACUUCUGCGCUGAAACCGCCGGACACAAACAUAGACUGACGCACGCAGUGUAACCACGCUCCAAGAUCCGCCGUGACCUCCAUGCUUUUGUAGCUGAACCAGGAAAGGUCCAAGUGAGAACUGAUGACAGGUUUUAACGCAGGUGGUGCUGCAGUUGGCCUUCUCGAACCCAGUAGCUUGUUUUCUCAUUACAUUUUAAACGUAAUCUCUGAUUCAAUGUGAGAAUCCAGCAGUUGAAGCUAAAAAAUGUUUGUCAAAAAUUCUGUGAGACAAAUCUGGAAAUAUUUCUCCGUCCCGCUGAAUGCGAUUCUUCACAGCUAUCAAUUUAAUCACAUUCAACCCUUUCAGUUUCAUUAUUUAGGAUCCAUCCUGUGUUUUAUUUCAAAUUACGCAGACAGAAAAAACACAAUCUUUAUAUCAGUGGCAGCAUUUAUUUCAGUGGCAUAUUUUUUGUGUUAUUCUUAUACUAUCCGAAUUGUUACUAGUGAGUUAUUUUAAUCCAACUCCAAAUUCCUUGUGCCGUUUGUUUUAUUCGUCCUGUGGUGCCAGGUGGGUGGGGUUUACCAUAAGAUAACGUGAGGCUGCUUGGUGCCAGGCCGAAUCUAUUUACUACAGAGGAAAAACAAAGUGAGCUAAAUGAAAUAAAAAAGCAGUUUGGUUUGUCCCUUUUUAUUAUAAUUAAAACAAUUUAGGAAAUAGAAGAUGAUAGAUGAAAGUAAUAAAAGCAGUAGAUGUUUGCUUGUUUUAGGUAGCAACAGUUUUUUUUCCUGCUUUCGUUAGAGAUGCAUGUAAAACGCUAAUAUUGUGUCAAGUAUGAGUUUCAUUUUUUGACUUGUAACAACAAAUUGUGCCUCAACAUACUUGGUAUAAAGAGAGUAGACUUGUAUUUUACUUGUAGCCUUUGAUGAAUAUAUAACAUAUAUUGUGAUUUGUUUUUGGUCUCGGAUAAUGAUUUUCCACAAAUAAACCCUCAAACUGC
Molecule: messenger RNA, 3188 nt
Organism: Pungitius pungitius (ninespine stickleback)
Lineage: Eukaryota; Metazoa; Chordata; Actinopteri; Perciformes; Gasterosteidae
Gene: hif1al
Product: hypoxia inducible factor 1 subunit alpha, like
Exons: 15
Coding region: 107-2149 (680 amino acids)
Biological process (GO): cellular response to hypoxia; regulation of transcription by RNA polymerase II
Molecular function (GO): protein dimerization activity; DNA-binding transcription factor activity, RNA polymerase II-specific; RNA polymerase II transcription regulatory region sequence-specific DNA binding
Source: RefSeq, a predicted model, not a curated record